AUGAAAAAUCUAGUAGUGCAAUUCACAUAUACUGUAACACUGUUCCACUACGACGGCCACACGACGGAGUGGGACGAGGAGUUCCAGUGGUCCAAGGAGACCGUCCACUUCAGCGCCAGGAAGCAGACCAAAUGGUGGUUCGCCAAGAGGUUCCUUCACCCGAGCAUCAUGGCGCCGUACGAGUACGUGUUCCUGUGGGACGAGGACCUCGGCGUCGACAACUUCACCGCCGAAGCGUACAUCAACAUCGUGAAGAAGCACGGGCUGGAGAUCUCGCAGCCGGGGCUGGGCGCCACCAAGGGGCACAAGGCGUACGACGUCUCCGUCAAGAGAAACUCCGGUGACAUGCACAAGACUGCAGGGGGGAAGCAGUGCCCCGACGUGCACCAGCGGCCGUGCAGCGGGUUCGUGGAGGUGAUGGCGCCAGUCUUCUCCAGGGAUGCUUGGAGAUGCGUGUGGCAUAUGAUCCAGAAUGAUCUGGUUCAUGGAUGGGGUCUCGACUUCAAAUUCUGGAGAUGUUUCAAUGACCCUGAAGAGCAAUUCGGCAUCGUUGACGCACAAUAUGUUGCCCAUCAUGGAGUGCCCACACUCAGAGAUCAGGGUAACGGAGAAAAGCAAGGAAGCAGGGCUAAGGUGAAAGACCGACAAUACGAGGAGAUGCACGCCUUUGACUCAAGAAUGGACAAUGCCGACAAGGACCUGGCCAACUCUACCGCUAGAUCAUCAUCCCAACCCUAA
Messenger RNA from Triticum urartu, 738 nucleotides. RefSeq lists its product as uncharacterized. Lineage: Eukaryota; Viridiplantae; Streptophyta; Magnoliopsida; Poales; Poaceae. The record is from RefSeq and is a predicted model, not a curated record.